Messenger RNA from Meloidogyne enterolobii, 1632 nucleotides. Lineage: Eukaryota; Metazoa; Nematoda; Chromadorea; Rhabditida; Meloidogynidae. The record is from the annotation of a GenBank genome assembly.
CAAAUGCGAAUUGUAAUGAAUAAUGGUUGGCGAUUUUUUCCGUUUGUGAAACAUGGGAUUGACAUGUUUUAUAUAUCAAAGUUUCAGGCUCGGGGGAUUGUCAGUUUUGCGUCAACAGCUAAAGUAUCAAAUAAAGAAGUUAAUAUCCAGAAAAUCGAAAAUGUUUCAUCUGAUGAAACACUUCAAUUGUCAGCUUUUAUUGAUCAAUUAUUAAUUCAACCAAUUGAAAGUAUUUCUCCAAAAAAGAAUGUUUGUUUAUUUAAUUAUAAAAAAUGUUUUUCCUUUAAGAAUCUGUCAAAUCCUAUAAAUUUUCACCGGCAAUUAAUGAAAGCAAGUGGAUAUUGGAAUUCAUUAGUACAAUUUGAUGAAUUAUUAUCUUCAGCAACUGUCAACAAAUUUUGCAAGGAUUUAAAAGGAUUGGAUAUGAAAUCUGUUGUAUUUUUAUUAAUUUAUUUUGGAAAUGAAAGAAUUUGUCAUGAAAAUAUUUUGGAACCUCUGUGCAGACGAAUAGAAGAAUUUAUUCCUCUAAAUGAUCCAAUUCUUGUCAGUAAUAUCUUACAAUCAUUACUACGACUUGGCUGGUAUGACGCACGGCUAGUCACUAAAUUAAAACAUGAAAUAUUAGAGUUUCGGGAUGACAUUUAUUCACUUCAGUUUCCUCUUGCAUUGCUUGCACGUUUUCACCUAACUGAUCGGCAUUUUUGGCGUCAGAUUGUUGAAUCGCUUGAACCAAAAUUGGAAUCCAAACAAAUACCAACUUUAUUAUUAUAUAAUAUCGCAAAAGCUUUUGCUCUUACAAAUGUUGAUUGUCGUUUAACAUUUCCAUUUGUUCAAGCACUUAUCAAAAACUUUUCUACAAAUUCAGCAAAUGAUUGGCUUGAAUUUGCGUAUAUUUUGACUUGCUUAAAUUCCCUAAACAAUUCUGUUGCUGAAUCUGUUCUUAAUAAAAACUUUGUUAAUGAAAUCAAAACGAAUUUUCAAUUUAAACUUGAAAAAGAGCGUGCUUACAACAAUUUGCGAUUAAAAACAAUUUCUUGUGCAGCUAAAUUAGAAUUGCCAAAUUAUAAAGGACCAUUCUUUGUUGACAACUUGACACCCAAGGAAACACGGCGUUUGUUAAAAACCAAAUUCACAGCUGAAGGAAUGGAAGCAUUUUCAAACUUUGAAAUUUUAAUGCGUCUUGUUGUUUUACCUAAUUUAUACAGUACUGGACAAGAAUGGCAUGAAGCAACUGGUGUUAUAAUUGAAGGUCGAUGUUUUGUCGAUGUCUCUAAAAGGGAAUUUAUUCCUUUAUCUAAAAUUCAAACUGAAAGGAAGCAAGGAACAAUAUGCAAAGAAAUAGCGAUUCUUUUCUUUACUAAAAGACAAUUAACAAAAAUUUAUGAUCCAACAGAGGAAAUUGGACCAGUUAGAUUAGUUGGUGUCUGCCAAACAGGUAUACGACUCUUGAAGAAAGCUGGUCUCCAUCCUGUUGUGUUUACUGAGGAACAAUUUCAAUCAUUCGAUGACGAGCGAACUAAAGUUGAAUAUAUUCGUAAUAGGCUGCUUGAUCUUUCUGAAGAUUUUCAUGAAAAUAAUUGGCUUUUAGAUGAAGCAAAUGUAAAGAAAACAAAUAAUUUUUAUGAUAGAUAA